Molecule: messenger RNA, 1148 nt
Organism: Neofelis nebulosa (Clouded leopard)
Lineage: Eukaryota; Metazoa; Chordata; Mammalia; Carnivora; Felidae
Gene: SSMEM1
Product: serine rich single-pass membrane protein 1
Exons: 3
Coding region: 60-797 (245 amino acids)
Source: RefSeq, a predicted model, not a curated record
UACUUCUCAGUCAUCUUCCUUCUUUCGAGCAUGCUUUAUUUCCAAAGCGAGAAGCCGUCAUGGGAGACCUUUUUUCCUUAUUUUGGGAGGUGGAUCCUCCUCCCCUACCUUUAAGUUUUCCUAUUCCAAGUCAGGAUUAUGAAUGCCAGAAGGAUGACUCUUGCGGGGCAAUAGGGAGCUUCCUGCUUUGGUAUUUUGUCAUUAUAUUGGUCCUGAUGUUCUUUUCGCGGGCUUCUGUCUGGCAGAUGUCAGAGAAGAAAAAGGAGGAAGACAGUGGGACCAGCACCUCGGUCAGUAAAGCAAGCAAAGAUACUUCCUUUAAGCGGCAAAGCAAAGAUGGUGACUGGGCCUCUUUACAAAUGAUGAAAAAACCAAAGCAGAGCCAACUCACCCCUAUAACUGACUCUGAACUGGCUUUGCUCAACGCCUCUCUGGAACAAAGACGAGCCAGGUGCCAUUCUCAAUUCAGCCGGGUGAAUCAGACCCAACGUGAUAGUGAUUCUACCGAGUGUGACGGUGAAGACUCUAACUCGGGAGCCUCUUCGUGGAAGGAGAGUGAAAGUGAACAUCACCCAUCGCCAGCUAGUAUUCAGAAGAGGAAAAUAGCUCAGAGGCAAAGGAAUGCGGGAAGCUACCAAACCAGGGAAAGGCCCUGCCUCCACUGCAAAGCCAUGAGAACCAGUGAGUGGUUGACACGCCAUUUCCUUCAAAACACUUCAGGGACAACCCACACGAAGGCAGAUAUUCAAGAGGAAAAUCGUGUACCUGACAUUAGCACAAAGUACAGCAAAAUUUGAAUUUAAUCAAGUCCUUACCUUACGCGAAGCCAAAUGAAAGAGACGAAUAAAACACAAAAAAAUCACCAGAGCUCUAGGUAGGGAGGCUUUUACAAUAGAGUCUCUCUACUAACAACAAAAACAUACUCGGAACCCAAGAGGUAAAAUUUCUGAUAAUCCUUUGUCCAAAAACAGGCCAGUGAAUUUGUUUAUGGUACCGUUAGAACAUCAAAGGUCUGCAUCUCCUAUGGGUUUUUUUUUUUUUUUCAAAAGAGCAGAAGACAUAUAUUAUUCCUUGCGUAUUUGUAUUUUGUUUAUGUCUGUACUACAAACAAGGAAGCUCUUUGAAAAUAUAUUUAUGUUCACAAACCA